Messenger RNA from Symbiodinium natans, 1791 nucleotides. Lineage: Eukaryota; Dinophyceae; Suessiales; Symbiodiniaceae. The record is from the annotation of a GenBank genome assembly.
AUGCAGGCGUCGAACCAGAAGUUGGAGAUGGCAAGACAAGAUCUGGCCAAGCAGCUGGAGCUUGCAAAAGCGGAGAGCUUGAAGCAGGAAGCUUCACUAAAGAAGGCUCGCGAGAGCGCUUCCCAGUGUGAAGACGCCCUCCUUCAUGAGAGAUCCACGCUUGAGCGGCUUCAGAUGCAGAUGUCAGAGGCCACGGAAGGUCGAGCGCAGGCAGAGGCGGAACGAGACAAGUUGAAAGCCAAGCUGCAUGACGAGCAGAUGCUCAAAGAUCAGGUAGGAGCGUUUGCGGCUGAGGGCGACGAGAAGGCCAGACACUUGCAAGCUUCGCUGGCCGAUGUGCAGGCGUCGAACCAGAAGUUGGAGAUGGCAAGACAAGAUCUGGCCGAGCAGCUGGAGCUUGCAAAAGCGGAGAGCUUGAAGCAGGAAGCUUCACUAAAGAAGGCUCGCGAGAGCGCUUCCCAGUGUGAAGACGCCCUCCUUCAUGAGAGAUCCACGCUUGAGCGGCUUCAGAUGCAGAUGGCAGAGGCCACGGAAGGUCGAGCGCAGGCAGAGGCGGAACGAGACAAGUUGAAAGCCAAGCUGCGUGACGAGCAGAUGCUCAAAGAUCAGGCAGGAGCGUUUGCGGCUGAGGGCGACGAGAAGGCCAGACACUUGCAAGCUUCGCUGGCCGAUGUGCAGGCGUCGAACCAGAAGUUGGAGAUGGCAAGACAAGAUCUGGCCAAGCAGCUGGAGCUUGCAAAAGCGGAGAGCUUGAAGCAGGAAGCUUCACUAAAGAAGGCUCGCGAGAGCGCUUCCCAGUGUGAAGACGCCCUCCUUCAUGAGAGAUCCACGCUUGAGCGGCUUCAGAUGCAGAUGGCAGAGGCCACGGAAGGUCGAGCGCAGGCAGAGGCGGAACGAGACAAGUUGAAAGCCAAGCUGCGUGACGAGCAGAUGCUCAAAGAUCAGGCAGGAGCGUUUGCGGCUGAGGGCGACGAGAAAGUCAGGCACUUGCAAGCUUCGCUGGCCGAUGUGCAGGCGUCGAACCAGAAGUUGGAGAUGGCAAGACAAGAUCUGGCCGAGCAGCUGGAGCUUGCAAAAGCGGAGAGCUUGAAGCAGGAAGCUUCACUAAAGAAGGCUCGCGAGAGCGCUUCCCAGUGUGAAGACGCCCUCCUUCAUGAGAGAUCCACGCUUGAGCGGCUUCAGAUGCAGAUGUCAGAGGCCACGGAAGGUCGAGCGCAGGCAGAGGCGGAACGAGACAAGUUGAAAGCCAAGCUGCAUGACGAGCAGAUGCUCAAAGAUCAGGCAGGAGCGUUUGCGGCUGAGGGCGACGAGAAGGCCAGACACUUGCAAGCUUCGCUGGCCGAUGUGCAGGCGUCGAACCAGAAGUUGGAGAUGGCAAGACAAGAUCUGGCCGAGCAGCUGGAGCUUGCAAAAGCGGAGAGCUUGAAGCAGGAAGCUUCACUAAAGAAGGCUCGCGAGAGCGCUUCCCAGUGUGAAGACGCCCUCCUUCAUGAGAGAUCCACGCUUGAGCGGCUUCAGAUGCAGAUGGCAGAGGCCACGGAAGGUCGAGCGCAGGCAGAGGCGGAACGAGACGAGGCCAAGGCAGCGUUGCAGCUUCUUGGAGACGAGCUGGACGAGUUGCGACGCAGAGUGGACCAGCAUGAAGAGGACUCGGAGGAAACACGUCGCCUCCUCGAGGAGCAGCUCGCGGAGACGAAAGCGGCUCGCACGAAGCUGCGCGAGGAGCUACAGAGGCCCGUGGCCCACCACCAGCUCUACACAGCGUCUUCCAAAGAACAGUCUCUGAAGUAA